AUGGCUUCCAAGAGCAAGGCGCUGCAGUCGUUCCUCACAAGGGCGCGUCGCGUGCCCAGUGCCACUCCAGCAUGCCAACAGAACCUUCGGGCUCGUUGCAUCCAUGCGACGCCUUCGCGGCGAACCGAUGGCGUGUUCAGAGGGCUAACCGAUGGUCGUUUGCCAACACCAUGGAUUGAAGCAUUCAGGAAACAACAGGAAGGCCAAAGCACCCGCUCAUCGGAGGGCAAACCACAGGAGCGGGACAUGUCCCCGAAGAAAAUGAGUGACAGCUACCAUCGGGUAGUCCUACCUCUCGGCCAGGACCCUUGGCUCUCCGACACCUACAUCAACUCCUCGGGACACAUCAGACUAGGGACCAUUUUCAUGGAUUUGGAUGCUCUCUCGGGCAUCAUAGUCUACAAACACACCGGCCCGGGAGUCACGACCGUAACCGCCGCGCUCGAUCGAAUCACGAUAGCACACCCUCUGACGGAAAUAUGCGAUCUGGAAUACAGUGGCCAGGUCACCUAUGCCUCGGGAAGAAGCAGUGUAGAAAUCACCUGCAAAGUGGCAAGGGCUCGACCUGAGGGCGAACCCAGCCGACCCGAGGACGUCCUCCUCACUUGCACUUUCACGAUGGUCGCGCUGGAUUCUGAGACCAAGAAGCCAGUCAAUAUCCCUGCCCUAGUAUAUACCACCCCUGAAGAGGAGCAGAUAUACAAGACGGGAGAGGCGAAAUCAUUGGCGAAGAAGAAUGCGCGCAAGACAUCACUGCUCGCGACCGAGCCGAAUGAUCCAGAGUCGGCCUUGAUACACAAGAUAUGGCUCAAGCAGGUCCAGUACCACGAUCCUAAUGACAGCCUUCGCCAACCCGCAAAUGUGGUGAGCAUGGCGAAAACACAGCUAUCGACGGCAGCUAUCAUGCAGCCGCAGUACAGAAACCGGCACCAGACCAUGAUCUUUGGAGGGUUUCACUUGAAGCAGACCUUUGAGCUGGCGUUCUGCUGUGCUGCUAACUUUGCGCAUGCGCGUCCGACGUUCAUCAGUGCAGACCCUUGCACGUUCCGAAACCCCGUGCCUGUGGGCAGUGUGCUCUACUUGACCGCAAGGGUAGCUUACACUGAUCCGCCGCUGCUAGAGGAAGACGGGAGCGAGUCGCGGCAACAGGACUCAGAGAACCCAAUGACAAGGGUCCACGUCCGUGUGGACAGCAAAGUCCGAGACGUCGAGCAUGGAAACGCGAGACCGACGGGCCAGUUCAACUACACAUUCUCCGUGCCCCGAGAUAUCAAGGUCAUGCCGCACACAUACCAGGAGAUGAUGAUGUACGUCGACGCCCGCCGGCGAGUGAGGCUGGGAGACAUCCAACACCGCCAGGAGAAGACGGACUCGGACAAGGAGCGCGCGCACCUGGCUGACGGUGCCAACCUGACCGAAUAA
This is a messenger RNA of Neoarthrinium moseri, 1422 nucleotides long. RefSeq lists its product as uncharacterized. The coding region runs from base 1 to 1422 and encodes 473 amino acids. Gene Ontology annotation, biological process: acyl-CoA metabolic process. The record is from RefSeq and is a predicted model, not a curated record. Gene Ontology annotation, molecular function: fatty acyl-CoA hydrolase activity. Gene Ontology annotation, cellular component: mitochondrion. The transcript has 2 exons. NCBI's taxonomy places the organism in Eukaryota, Fungi, Ascomycota, Sordariomycetes, Amphisphaeriales, Apiosporaceae.